Molecule: messenger RNA, 7327 nt
Organism: Microtus ochrogaster (prairie vole)
Lineage: Eukaryota; Metazoa; Chordata; Mammalia; Rodentia; Cricetidae
Gene: Snx30
Product: sorting nexin family member 30
Biological process (GO): endocytic recycling; piecemeal microautophagy of the nucleus; autophagy of mitochondrion
Cellular component (GO): cytoplasm; early endosome; phagophore assembly site
Molecular function (GO): phosphatidylinositol binding; protein binding
Source: RefSeq, a predicted model, not a curated record
GGCGGGGCUGGGAGCCGUGGGCGGCGUGGCGCUGCUAGCUGGGCGCAGGGCCGGAGGUGCUGGGGAUCGAUCGUGCUCUGCGCGCGGAGCUGCGGUGUGCCUCUCGGGAAAGCCCAGCCUUGCGGGCAGGAGAAGCGGCGGGCGGCGGCGGACCCCUCCGACUGGUACAGGGCCUCGAGCCGAGCAGGGCCGAGUGCUGCGGGGGCGGGGGGGGAAGCAGCCGCGGCGGCGGGUCCCGAGCGCUGCGCGCCAUGGCAGGCGGGCCCCCCAAGGCCCUGCUGUCCACGGGGCCCCAGUCCCUGCGCGACAUGCCGCACCCGCUGGCCGGCUCCAGCAGCGAGGAGGCCGUGGGAGGCGACAGCACGCCCAGCCCGGACCUUCUGAUGGCCCGCAGCUUCGGUGACAAGGAUCUCAUUUUGCCCAAUGGUGGUACUCCAGCAGGCACUUCGAGCCCAGCGUCAUCAUCUUCCCUUCUGAACAGACUCCAGCUUGAUGAUGACAUUGAUGGUGAAACUCGCGAUCUCUUUGUCACAGUUGAUGAUCCUAAAAAGCAUGUCUGUACAAUGGAGACCUACAUCACAUACAGGAUCACUACCAAAAGCACUCGGAUGGAGUUUGACUUGCCAGAAUAUUCUGUUCGAAGAAGAUACCAGGAUUUUGACUGGUUGAGAAACAAACUGGAAGAAUCACAGCCCACUCAUCUCAUUCCCCCGCUUCCUGAGAAGUUUGUGGUGAAAGGGGUCGUGGAUCGUUUCUCGGAAGAGUUUGUGGAGACCAGAAGAAAAGCUCUGGAUAAAUUCCUAAAAAGGAUUACAGAUCACCCUGUGCUCUCUUUCAAUGAACACUUCAAUGUCUUCCUCACUGCUAAGGACCUGAAUGCCUACAAGAAGCAGGGAAUGGCACUGCUGAGCAGAGUGGGGGAGUCAGUCAAGCACGUCACCGGCGGUUAUAAGCUGAGGAGUCGGCCUCUGGAGUUUGCAGCCAUCGGCGACUACUUAGACACUUUUGCACUCAAACUGGGAACCAUUGACCGGAUAGCCCAGCGGAUCAUCAAAGAAGAAAUAGAGUACCUCGUAGAGCUGAGGGAAUAUGGGCCUGUGUAUUCCACGUGGAGCGCCUUGGAAGGUGAACUGUCGGAGCCCCUGGAAGGUGUGUCGGCCUGCAUUGGGAACUGCUCCACGGCCUUGGAAGAGCUGACUGAUGAUGUAACAGAGGAGUUUCUACCAGUGCUCAGGGAAUACAUUCUGUACUCAGAUUCCAUGAAGAAUGUAUUGAAGAAGAGGGACCAAGUUCAGGCUGAGUACGAAGCCAAACUGGAAGCUGUGGCUCUGAGAAAGGAAGAUCGUCCCAAGGUGCCAGCAGAUGUGGAGAAGUGCCAGGACAGGAUGGAGUGCUUCAAUGCUGACCUUAAGGCUGACAUGGAGAGGUGGCAGGGCAACAAGCGACAUGACUUCCGGCAGCUGCUCGUGGGCUUGGCUGACAAGAAUAUCCAGUAUUAUGAGAAGUGCCUCAUGGCGUGGGAGUCAAUUAUUCCGCUACUGCAAGAAAAACAAGAGACCAAGUAGAUCUGUUCUUGGAACAGAGACUCUUCUGCCUCCACAGGGCAUGGCACCCUGAACCAGAGUGUCCCUGCAGUGCCGGAGAGGUGGCCGUGAGAACACAGCACAACAACACCUCCCGUUUGUGUACUUUCUCCCUCCCCUCCCCCCACAGUUGUUUUUCAGUUUAGUAUUUAUUCCUUGGUGGAGUCUGUGAGUCUGUAAUCAUCUCUCAACAGAAGCAUACCUCCAUAUUGUGAAAGAACCUCCUAAAUGGAACACUAAGAAGACUUGAAACUAAGGGACAGAACAGCCCCCAGAUGACAUGUGACAUCACUUUGGGGGCAGCCCAAUUGCUUUUGUGAGACAGAACAAGAACCUUGCGUUUCAGGGACACAGGAGACAUGAAGAAGGCAGCUGUGGCUUGCUGUGGAGACCAUGUGGUUCUGCACUUUACCCCUAAGGGCAUUGACCUGUCCCAGCAUAGGAGGUUAGGUACCUUCGUGGAAAGUCCUUAAUUUACAGUGACUGUGGCCUACUGCCUGCUCAUCAUGAGUGGCAUCUUUUGACUUGUUUCUGGUUCACGUGGGUCCAUUUAAAUCAGUGUCCCUGUGCACCAGUGCUUGAGCCAGCGUCCUCGUCCUUAUGCCAUGCCUCAGGAAGCUGAAGGGAAUGCUCCUGGAUCGUGUUUCUGGCAUCACAGUGCUAUAGAUGAGAAGCUUUUCGGUGUGAAUUGGCAAAAAAGGUGCAUUUUUCUUUGUGAAGGUGUCAGUGUGCUUGUUUUGCUUGUUUAACCAUUGUCGUGGUUGCUCUUAGACCUCUUAGGAAACAACUGCUAUUUUAUGGUCAGCGACUCUCCUGUGUGCCAAGCCCCAGUCCCAGUGUCUGCUUUAUGCAAUUUGCCUUUACUUCACCAAAAAUGUCUGGUUUAAUACUUCCUGUCAUGCCCACUGAAUAUCUGGGCAACCUUGCAGUGAGGGCUGGUAUGUCACAUUGUCAUGACUGUCACCAGUUUGUAAAUUCAGUAUGAAUGUUCUACAUGAGUGUUUAACACUCAGAAUUCUGUGGUCAGGACGAAAACAUCUGCAGGGUGCUCAGAGAUGAGAGUGACAGCAUGCUCUUUGCUUCUAGAUAUGUGGAAAUCUCCAUUUGCUGCCCAGAUCUGGAGACUGCUGGCUGUGCUUAAAGUCUUCAUUUGAAACUUUUCAAGUUGCCAUAAAUCCAGAAGUUAGAAUGGCUCUUUUUCAGGCCAUUGUUGAAAAGCAGCUGCAGAGUGUGUUCUUUCAUCUGCUGCUCUUUGCUAAAACGCAUAAAUCCGAGCUCGGGUAAAUGGAGGGGGUUCUGUUUGUUUUUAGAAUGAAGCAGUCAUGUUGCUGCUUCACAUACAAGUUAUUUGCAAAUUCUAAUCAGCGCACCGCGUGCUGAAGCCUCCCUUCCCUCGCGCAGAGCUGGCCUCCAUCAUGGACAGCAGCUAGACAGCAUGAAACAAUUUGCCUUUUCCUCACAUGUUGCUGCUUCACAUACAAGUUAUUUGCAAAUUCUAAUCAGCGCACCGCAUGCUGAAGCCUCCCUUCCCUCGCGCAGAGCUGGCCUCCAUCAUGGACAGCAGCUAGACAGCAUGAAACAAUUUGCCUUUUCCUCACAUUUGACAAAUUUGUGAUUGAAAUAAUAGUUUCUGCAAUUCUUGGUACUCGCCCAGACCCCUCUGUGCCAUCCUGAACUCCUUUGAUGUGAAUUCUGUUUGGUACAAAUAGAAAUGGCCCGCUGGAGUGGAAAGGUAAGAACAGUCUGUCCACUCCAGACUUCAGUGGCCUGGAAUCUCAUUCCACCUCCAAAGCCAUCAGGUUGGCGUGGGUGUAAAUGCCCAGAGUCAACCUGAGCUUGCUGGUAGAGUCAGGGCGUGUGUCCAUUGUUAGAUGUCAGCAGACACCAAGCUGGCCCAGCAACGAUGUUCAUCUUUGGGAAACAUGAAACUUGGCUUUGUGGAUUGUGCCCUUGCUAAGUGUCGUUUGGCAAGAACUACAGAAAGAAUUGAGGAGAAGCUAAAAUUUGAUGACGAGCUGGUUGCUGAAACCCCAAGUCAAUCCUGUGUGCUGGUUAGCUACACAAGAAGGAAGCCUGUGAAAACAGCCCUGGGCUGCAGGGGAAGUAAACGGAGGAAAGCAGGAUCCACAGGCAUUCCCUCAAGAGAGGCUGGCUUUUACGGCAUCUUGAAAUUUCUGUCUUCUAUUUAUUUGGCCAGCAAGCAAUGUCCCUAGACUUUGAGAUUCCAGAAAGAGCUGGGAUAAUGGAAACUUUCUGUUCCCUAGAAAUGAUGUCAGUGGCUAAGCCAGGAACAGCCAUGCACAAGAAGUCACUCUUAACCCUGUCUUCAGGCUAGCAUCUGGCCCAGUAGACAGUGGAAAGAGGCCUCCUACCCACCUACUCUGGGGCUCCCUCAAGUUCCCGGAAGCUCAGCAGUCCCAAGCAUUUGCUUCCUCUUGGCCAAGCCCAAAAGAGAUUCCCCCCACAAAAUAUUGCUCAGAGACUACAGUGUCAAAAGGCCUUAGAAGAGGCCUCAUUUGUUCCUUCUGAAGCCUUUGCCAUGAAGUCACGGAUCCCUCUUGUUUAUUUCCCAUGAGACUUUGCCUUGAGGGCAGAGCACUGGACUCAGGUAGAGAGACAUGGAUAGCUUUGGAGGCUUGAACACGGGACGGUGAAGUGAAAGUUGGCCCUAUGACUGCCCGGUCCUGAGAGAUGGAGGGUUUCUUCCCUGGGUUAGAGAUCUGCAUGGGCAAGAAAAGAGUUCUUAAAAACCAAGGAGAUUGGAGAGAUGCAAGAGUUUAGGGCAGCCAGGCGGUGGUGGCACACGCCUUUAAUCCCAGCCCUCGGGAGGCAGAGGUAGGUGAAUCUCUGUGAGUUCGAGGCCAGCUUGGUCUACAAGAGCUAGUUCCAGGACAACCUCUAAAACUUCAGAGAAACCCUGUCUCGAAAAAAACAAAAACAAAAAAACAAAAAACAAAAACAACAAAAAAAAGAGUUUAGGGCAGUGUCGUGGUUUGUAGUAGGAAAGGAUACUAUUAAUGCUGACAGUUUACAAGAAGAAUCUGAGCUGCUGUGCUCAAAUCAAGGAGUAAGGAGGGGCUCCCUCCUCAGCCUCUGUGGGGUCGGGUUCAGUAAUGAUUGUUGGUGAGUGGAAAGUAGGCUUAGGGAGGCAGUGGGCUUGGUGCUUCACCAGGCAUUUUCCCAUAGCUGAAACAAGAAAGCCCCACUGUGCUUGGGGACAGAGGUGAACCCUCUGGAGUGUGCUCUAGGUGUUGAGUAGAAUGUACUCUUUCUGCUGUCCACGGGAAGAAACUGUCCAUGUACACUGCAGCCCUUGGUGAGGCCCAAUGGAAGUUUUGACUUUACAAGUGAGCGUAAUGGCCAUGCUUCUCUUAGGAUAGCACCAAAAGAACACUCAGCCUCUGGGCCUUGGUCCUGUCCUGUGAAGGCAGGACCUUCUGAAGCUCUAGGUACUAGGUAGCUGGUUGUUUCAGUGAGGUCAUCCGAGCCAUGGUAAGGGCACUACACUGCACUAUCCUGAGCGGGUUGGGGUGGGUAGAACAAAGCCAAGGACUGCCUUAGAGACUGUGUUGACACUACUGGCUUGGGUCUUGGAGUCAGCUGGAGGUGGGCUCUUCUCUGGCUAGGUGGAGCUGGCGACCAUGAAGGGUGAUUCUUAUGGAGGAUCAGCUCCUGGGGCUGGGCCCCUUCUGGACCCCAUCUUCUUAUAAAGGGUAUUUGGAAAUGAAGUAAGGUAAGCACAUGGCUAGGGGACUUUGCUCACCUUCAUUUACAAAUUACGUUGGGAAUUUGGGCUUGAGGAUGACAACAGAUUGCAUGUGCCUUCUCAUCAUCUGUGACUUGCUCUGCUCAGGUAGCAGGUGGCACUUAGCAGUAGAGUUGAGGAAAAUGACCUCUUCUUGGCCAAACAGAGGUGCAGUCGGUGUGCUGGGGCUGCCUGCUUCCUCCCUGUUUUUAAUUUAGUGACUAAUGGGGGAACUUCGUUUUUUACCAGCCUGCUCUGUAGGUCAUCAGUGUUCCGUUUUGAAGGUGUCCCCAUGCUUGUACACAUCAGAGGACAGGAACUCGGUGUCUGAGAAGGCUGGAGGCACUGUUACAGGGCUGACCAUUCUCUCUUAAUCAUAUCUGUUUGGAAUAUUCCUGGGUAUGACUGACUAUCCAAUACUUUAUGUGUGGCAAAAAAAAAUGUUACUAGUUCUUAACUAUUGUAGUUUGUAAAUAAGCGCUGUGGGUGGGGAAACUUUUAAAGAGAUAAAUAAGAUGUGUAUCUCAUAUCGGUGUUCUUAGCACUUGAAAACCAACCCACCCAGGAAAAGCCACAGACUGUUAAAAGCAUAGCAGUAGUUCUUAAACAGUUGUCAGUACCCACUAAUUGCCUUACUAGUGUUUUAAAGUGUUGGCAUAGAAAGAGUUUUACGUGUAGAAGCAGUUGGUCUAGAAACUUAUUAUGGGCCAUCUUCAGUCCUCUUAAAGUCACAAGCCAGAGGUAUAGGUCACAGAAGGAGGGUGGCCUUUGGGAAGCAAGACUAAAUAUUUCUGUUGGCAAAUGGUAUUUGAAAAUAAUGUCAAGAAACAGGGAGCACAGCCCGUUUUGAUGUUUUUGAGGGAGAAAGACAAGCUUAGUGUGCUUUGGCCUAGUUGGGGUGUGGAGGAUACCGACAUUAUCAGCAGUGACAAAUUGCAUAGCUUCAGAGAACCCUCCAGAUUACGGCAGCAUGAGAGGCUUGCCUUGCCUCUUCAGAGUGGUCUCAGAGCACACUGGGAUAGAAAUUCUCCAGAGGUUGAAAUGCCAAAUAGCUUACCUGUUCUGCCAACUCACUCACUACUAAAGCCAGUGUUGAAGGGUUCAAAUGUGCCUCUCCCAGAAGUACCGCCCAAGUAUUGGGUGAUUCUGGGCUUUCCACAGUCCAGGUCAGAGCAGCUAACACCUGUGCACACUGCUGUUGAACAGGCUGGGCCACAGCCUUAGACUGGCACUCUGCCAGGAACAGUGCUGCAGGGAAGGAAGAGGGGCUGUGUCCACUGGGCCUUCAUCUAUGAACAAAGCAGCACAAGCCAGCGUCUUUUCCAGUCAGCACGGCCCACGUAGGCCGUGCUGGGCUGGGCUCCCUCAGAGUCCCUGCUCAUUGUAUUUCCUUGUGCCUGUUCCCUUCAUGCCUGCGUCAGGAACGCACGGAGAGACAGCCUACACCUGACAGACUCCCAUGAAGCAAACUGCCAGCAAACCUUCUGACUCCCAUGCUAACUCUUCAAGGGCAUGAAAACAAAUAUUUGGACUUUUUUAGAAAUUGUUCUUUGUGUUUAAAACUUCCAGAGAAAGAAACAGGCUUCUGAGGAAUGGAGUCCCACCCUGGUGUACUGGCUCUCUCCCUGCUGCCAUUAAACCAAAACAAAAGCUGUGAACAUAAGUGCUUGAGGGAAUAUGUGUUGACAAGAAAGUGAUUUAUUUACAGAACUAAGUCUUUGUCUCAUGAAACUACCGAAAAAGAAUGUCACCUUUCUCUUUGUUACAGAACCAGAGAUGUUUUGUUGUAUUUUUUUAUGCUGGCACGAGGUUCUUGUCCUCUUUGAUUUUUCAUGUAUCUGUGUGUAAGAAAUUCUGUUUGUUGUUUACUAUGGAAUUAGUAUUUCAUUUUGAGGUAAACAAAGAAUUUGUAUUGCUUGAUAAACUAUUAGCUUGUAAAUUAAAAAAAAAAUCUUUACCUCACUUAAAGCAAUGGACCAAUAAACCUAUAAAAGAUUUA